CCUUCCAGAUUCCUCCAUAUUAUGAGAUGUUUCGCAGAUUAAUCAUUGUUCUUAAUCGUUCCAUAGUAUUCCAUUAUGUGAAUAUACCAUAAUAUAUUUCUCCAUUCAUCCGUUGACUGGUACCUUGGUUGCUUCUAUUUUUUUGCUGUCGUAAACAGUGCUGCAAUGAACAUGGGUGUGCAUAUAUCUGUUUGUGUGAAGGCUCUUAUUUCUCUGGGAUAUAUUCCAAGGAGUGAAAUUGCCGGAUCAUAUGGUAGUUCUAUUUCUAGCUUUUUAAGGAAGUGCCAAAUUGAUUUUGAAAGUGGUUGUACCAGUUUGUAUUCCCACCAGCAGUUGUAAGUGUUCCAGUCUCUCCACAACCUCUGUAACAUUUAUUUUGUGUUUUUUGGAUUAAUGCCAGCCUUGUUAGGGUGAGAUGAUGAUAUCUCACUGUAGUUUUAAUUUGCAUUUCUCUACUGGCUAAUGAUCGUGAACAUUUCCUCAUGUAUCUGUUAGCUGCCUGAAUGUCUUCUUUGGUGAAGUGCAUGGUCAUAUCUUUUGCCCACUUUUUGAUUGCAUUAUUUAUCUUUUUGUAGUUGAGUUUUUGCAGUAUCAUGUAGAUUUUAGAGAUCAGACGCUGAUUGGAAAUGUCAUAGCUAAAAACUUUUUCCUAGUCUGUAGGUAAUCUUUUUACUCUUUUGGUGAAGUCUUUGGAUGAGCAUAGGUGUUUGAUUUUUAGGAGCACCCAGUUAUCUAGUUUCUCUUCCAAUAUUUCUUUAUGUUUCUAAUUCUGCUUUUGGAAAUCGAGAGGAUUGUGAGGGGAAAACAAAUAUAAACUUUGUAUGAAAGUAUUACAGUGUGUGAAGACUGAUUCAGAGAACAGGUCAGUGUUUACGAGGCCUGGUAGUUUUUCCCUAACACGACCAAGUAUGUUAAAGCUACUCCCGGGGCAAGUAUAGUCUUGGAGAGGAUAUUUGUAUAGUUGUGGGAGAAGUUUGACUGUGGAGUGUAAGAAGGGACACUGCAUGAAGUAGUUGGGCUCAGAGAGGAGGAAGUGCCGUGCCUUUUCUUCUUGAGGGCAGUUUGGAAGAAGGUGAGAAAUGUGGUUUUUUGUUUUCGAAGAGCUGGGAAGGUACACAGUACACACUUUUAAAGUGGGUGUAGGAAGUUCUAGUGGCAGCUUCUCUUACUCCUAAGAUUAGGCCUUGAAACAAUAAGUGCUGCCCUGAGGAUGGGAGGUGCCGUGAGUGCCGGGGAGGACAAUGAUGAACUCAUUGACAACCUGAAGGAGGCCCAGUACAUCCGCACUGAGCUGGUGGAGCAGGCUUUCCGUGCUAUCGAUCGUGCGGACUAUUAUCUUGAGGAGUUUAAGGAAAACGCCUACAAGGACCUGGCGUGGAGGCAUGGGAACAUCCACCUUUCCGCCCCAUGCGUCUACUCAGAAGUGAUGGAAGCCCUGGACCUGCAGCCUGGACUCUCAUUCCUGAACCUGGGCAGUGGCACUGGCUACCUCAGCUCCAUGGUUGGGCUCAUUCUAGGUCCUUUUGGUGUCAACCACGGGGUAGAGCUUCACUCCGAUGUGACUGAGUACGCGAGGCAGAAGCUGGACUUCUUUAUCAAGACCAGUGACAGCUUUGACAAGUUUGAAUUCUGUGAACCAUCGUUUGUUACUGGCAAUUGCCUAGAAAUCUCUCCAGAUUGUACUCAGUAUGAUCGUGUGUACUGUGGGGCUGGUGUUCAGAAAGAGCAUGAAGACUACAUGAAGAAUCUGCUCAAAGUUGGGGGUAUCCUUGUCAUGCCGCUGGAAGAGAAGUUGACAAAGAUAACACGUAUUGGUCCUUCUGCUUGGGAAACCAAAAAGAUUCUGGCUGUUUCUUUUGCUCCUCUGAUCCAGCCCUGCCGCUCAGAGUCGGGAAUAUCACACCCUGUCCAGUUACCGCUGCUGGUGGUCCGAAGCCUCCAGGACCUGGCCCGCAUUGCCAUCCGGGCCGCGAUAAAGAAAACAAUCCAUCAGGAAACAGCGAGCAAAAAUGGAAACGGACAGAACACUCCCAGGUUCAAACGAAGAAGAACUCACCGCCAUCGGGUGGAAACUAUAGUCUUUUUGGACGAAGAGGUCUUUGCUAGCCGCAUUUCCAACCCCUCCGAUGACAACGCUUGUGAGGACUGGGAAGAGGAGCGGCAGGAAAACGAAGGCAGGGCCCCACCUGCAGUGAAGCCAGAUCCCCCAAUGAACUUCCUACGUGAGAGGGUCCUCAGCCUCCCUCUGCCAGACCCCCUGAAGUACUACCUGCUCUACUACAGAGAGAAGUAAGACUCCCGUGAUGAGGCAGGGGGGCGUGAACGGCCCAGGAUGGGCGGGGGCUGCCCUACUGCUGUGGGGAGCAUCUGCUGGUAGGAGCAUCUGUGGGAGCUGCCGCCUCCACGCCUUGGUUCCUCUUCCUCGUUUGUACUUGACAGUCCUCUCAGAUUUUCACACAAUAGUAUGAUUUCUUUACAAAUAAUCUGACAAAUGUUAACUGCCUGGAAGUAUGUUUCCCAAAGGGAAGAGGGUCUCCGGGAGGAGUCUUUGUCUCACUGGUUGAAGUGCCGUGCGGUGCCAGCACCACCUGCUGCCUGCCCCGCGCCAGGGUACGUGCAUGAAUCACUCAGAUGAGAACAGAAAUUGGAAGCAUUUUGCUUAUGAAACGUGAAACAAAGCACAAGUUUAUAAGUGUACAGAAUUCUUUCUGGAUGCCUACGUCUAAGUUUUCCUUUUAUGGUAUCAGCAUCUUAUGUACUAGCACUGAGUUUCACUAACCUUGAUUUUUCUAGAUGGAGGAAACAUCCUUGGAAAACCCUUCUUUGUUUUUAGGUAAAUUGAUUAAAUCUUACCUGAUUUGUCAGUUGUAAUUUUUAAAGCAGAAAAUGGAAUUGAUUGAGGAAGAGUAAUAAAAUUCUCGAAUUGCCAGAUGUCUUUCUGUAAUUCCAAAAGGAUUCUAAGACAUUUUUUUCCUGGCACCUUUUGUUACUUUUAAAAGAACCAUUAUCAAGAGAUCCCUGAAAGAAUAUCCUGAAAAAUGAAACAAGUUGUGUCUGUGUAUUUAAUAAGUGAAAUUACACUAACAAAAGAUGUGACUCCUCAUCCAACUCCUGAGACCAUUUCAGAUUCUUCACUUGUUCUCCUAGUGGUGGGACUGAUGUGUGGACGGCCUCUGCUUUCUUGGCUUCAGUUUGCGAUUUUUCAGCAACUAUACUUUUUAUACUUUAGUACUGAUUCAUAGAUUUUAUCUUUUAUAAUUCUGGAGAAAAAAACAUUGUUAGUUUUGUGAUUUUCUGGAGAACGGAUGUAUUUUAGGCACUCAAUUGUAUAAGAACAGUUUAACUUGUAGUGAGUUGUGAACUAGGUUUCUCCAGGCCCUGGGUGGGUGUCAGGAGGCCCUCGGGUAGUGAGAGCAUCGCGUCUAUAUCCAACUGUGGGUGUGGAAGAAAUGGCAAUCCUUACUUACAUCGGUUAGUUGUUUUGAAGUUACAUUGCUUACUCGAAAACGUUGAUUAUUUUAAAAAACUUUUUUUUCCACCAAAAUAAAAAUAUAUAAAAUGUUAAUGAUGAACCUAGACCCUCAGAGUGCUUGUGUGGGAUUGGGCCUCCAGAUUUUUGAUAACUGGAACCAUCUGGGGCUCAGCAUCUCCAGUUUCACCUGCUCAGCUGAGCGCUGGUUAUUUUGGACCUUUUCUGUCUCCUGGUAUCCGAAUUGUUUUCACCCUGCUGCCACCUGCAUGCAUAGCAGGAAAACAUGCAUACCGCCCUUGAUUUGUAAAUUGAAGCUAUUUGAAAGAAAGUUCAAAGUCAGUCAAGCUUCCUUCUUUCAGAGAGAAGCCCAUGGUUUGCUUGGUUCACUUGCUGACACUGUGUAGUUUGCAGAUACUUGUCCACACUCUUCUAACACAUGGAGAGCUCAGCAGGCACAUGGACAUUUCUGUACCUAAUAUUGAAUGAGCAGUGUCUGUGACAUCUGUCAUGCGAGGUUGCUUGACUCGAUUUUCCCCCGUAAUUUCAUAUGGAGCAUGUAUAUUUUUACCACGUUUGUCCUUACGCUUGAUUGUAAAAAACUCUGUACAAUGCGUAGGAUAUGUUUCUCCCAUGUCUGUAAAACUUUUCUCAAGAUUUUAUAUUUACAUGUUGUCAAUUUGUGCUUUUUUCAAACCCAGAACUUGGUUGAAAAAUAUAUAGAUGUAUGUAUGAAAUAGGUUGGCAUUUAUCUCAGCAAAAAUAAAGGGGAAUUGUGAAUACAUUUUCCAGUGCUUAAGCACCUUAUACAAGAGUCCAGUAUAGUGUAUUAUUAUCUGUUUUCAGAUGGAUAAAAUAUAAUCUGUAUUCUCUGCAGGCUGUUUUAUGAAAUAUAUUGUAAAACCAUGUCUUGACAGCUGUUUACAUUGAUGUUUUGAGUAGUCUGUAAUUUAAUGAUGUUUAUCUUGAAAAGUAAUAAGGCCAUAGCCUUGUGCAAAACAUUUCAAAUUUAUAAAUAUUUGGUAUGUAAUAUAAAAAUCGAAUAUGCAUGUAAAAAUACUUGUGCCAGUCUGGAACUUUCAGGGGGUUAAUGCAAGAUAUUUGAAACAUAGGUUUUAAAAAUAAACACAGUACAUGGAUGAAUACAAAAUAUGGCAAUAAAGUCAGUUAAGACAUUUUAGCCUUCUCGGCUGUCU
This is a messenger RNA of Loxodonta africana (African savanna elephant), 4665 nucleotides long. It is a transcript of the gene PCMTD2, whose product is annotated as protein-L-isoaspartate (D-aspartate) O-methyltransferase domain containing 2. Lineage: Eukaryota; Metazoa; Chordata; Mammalia; Proboscidea; Elephantidae. The transcript is spliced from 6 exons. The record is from RefSeq and is a predicted model, not a curated record. Gene Ontology annotation, biological process: protein modification process. Gene Ontology annotation, molecular function: protein-L-isoaspartate (D-aspartate) O-methyltransferase activity. Gene Ontology annotation, cellular component: cytoplasm. The coding region runs from base 1211 to 2293 and encodes 360 amino acids.